AUGUCUCCCCCCUCGAGGCUCUCACUCAAGGCCUUCUUAGCCACCGCCAAGAAGGCGUUCGCUGCUCCCGCGGCCCAACGACCGAACCCAUUGACCUUUGUAGUUGGAAACGAGUCGGCAGCCCUCCUGCUAGCAUACUUCCGCACCUACACGCCACCUCACACGCUACACAUCCCGCUAUCAAACCUGCACCGCGCGGACCUGGCGCUGCGCGCUGAGCUUAGCGCCGUGCUCCGACCUGCCGGCCUGAAGCCCGAGGACCUCCUGACGCUCUCGGACCUCCCCUCUCCGGAGACGAGCGACGGGGCCGCCAGUCUGCGGCCCGAGGACACGCGAUGGUUCCUCGUCGACCACAACGCGCUGACGGGUGAUCUGGCCAAGCGGUUCGGCGCGAGCCCCGUCAUCGGCUGCAUCGACCACCACGACGACGAGGGCGCGGUGCCGCGCGACGCGACGCCCCGCGUCAUCGAGAAGAGCGGCAGCUGCAUGAGCCUCGUCGUCGACCAGUACCGCGACGCCUGGGACGCGCAUCUCGCGGCCGACGCGGCCGCCGACGCCGAGCUCGCCCACGUCGCCCUCGGCCCCAUCCUCAUCGACACCACCAACCUGACGGCCAAGGCCAAGACCACCGACUGGGACGUGCGCGCCGUCGAGUUUGUCGAGUCCAAGCUUGCUGCUGCUGCUGCUGCUGCUGCCCUCCCUCAGACAGCCGCGGCGGGACCCGAGGAGCCGUACGACCGCAACCGCUUCUACGACGACGUCUCGCGCCUCAAGGAGGACAUCUCGAGCCUGUCGUACCACGACAUCCUCCGCAAGGACUACAAGCAGUGGACCGACGGCGACAACAACAACAACACCACCAACAACAACAACAACACCCCGCGCCUGACGCUGGGCAUCUCGAGCACGGUAAAAGGGUUCGCGUACCUCGUGUCCGACGCCGGCGGCAGCAACGGCAGCGGCGGACGGGACGAGUUCCUCGCGGCGCUGCGGCAGUGGGCCGGGGAGCAGCAGCUGGACCUGGCUUCCGUCAUGACGUCGUGGCAUCCCACGGGGGGCGCGUUCACGCGCGAGAUCCUCCUGUGGGCGCUGACCGAGCCGGCCGCCAGGGUCGCGCAGGCGUUUGCGGAUAAGAACCGCGACGCGCUGGGGCUCGAGACGUGGGGCUGUGGAGCGCUGGAUGCGGAUGCGGAUGCGGAUGCGGGUGAGUGGAGGGCGUGCUGGACGCAGCGGCGCAUCGAACAUAGCAGGAAACAGGUGGCGCCUAUGCUGAGAGAGGCCAUGAAGGGGGCGUCGAAGCUCUGA
Molecule: messenger RNA, 1305 nt
Organism: Lasiosphaeria miniovina
Lineage: Eukaryota; Fungi; Ascomycota; Sordariomycetes; Sordariales; Lasiosphaeriaceae
Exons: 2
Coding region: 1-1305 (434 amino acids)
Cellular component (GO): cytoplasm
Molecular function (GO): exopolyphosphatase activity
Source: RefSeq, a predicted model, not a curated record